AUUCCUCUUAACCCCUCCCCAGUAUAUAUUUUCUACCCUCUAUAUUUUUCCUCUAUGCAUUCCCUCUCCUGCCUCUGUGAUGCUCUUCCCUGCCAUGUGGUGGCUGUUUGGCGUUCUGAUCUGUCUGCUGGUGGCCCUGGUCAGCUUCUUGCUCCUAAACACUGGGCAGCGCUAUAAGCUGUUCAGUGAGAAGUGUCUGAAACCGCCGGGACCCCUGGUCACCGACAGCAAAGAGAGGGAUGCCAGACUAAAGAGAGGUUUUCGUGUGGACCGGGUUCCUCCCAAUCUGGAUGCGGUGGUGAUUGGCAGCGGCAUUGGAGGUCUGACAGCUGCAGCCCUUCUAGCCAAAGCCGGGAAGAGAGUUUUAGUCCUGGAGCAACAUGAUCAUGCCGGAGGCUGCACACACACCUUCCAGAAAGAGGGCUUUGAGUUUGAUGUUGGUAUCCACUAUCUGGGCCAACUGCAUGAGAACAGCUUGUUGAAGGUUGCUGUGGAUCAGAUCACAGAGGGACAGCUGCAGUUUGUGAAGCUGGAGCAACAUUAUGAUACCGUCCUUUUUGGAGAGCCUGGCCAGUGCAGGGAAUACCACAUUCAUUCAGGAAAGGCCGAGAUGGCCGCUUCUCUGAAGAAGCAGUUCCCAGAGGAAGAGGAGGCCAUUGAUGAGUUCAUGAAACUGAUGAAGCACGCUUCACGGAGAGCUCCCCUUCUUGCCAUACUGAAGAUGCUGCCCUACCCAUUGGUGAACUUUCUGAUUUGGACGGGCCUAUUGGAUAAAAUAUCUUCUAUUUUUCAACUAGCAACAACCAGGCAUUCAGAAAUGAUGUCCCGACUCACUCAGAACAAAGACCUGCAGGCUCUCUCUGCCUACCUUUUCUAUGGUGUUCCUCCUAAAGAGUCAAGCUUUCUCAUCAAUGCUCUCCUUCUCCAUCACUACAAACGUGGGGCAUACUAUCCAUAUGGGGGUUCCAGUGAGAUUGCCUUCCACAUGGUUCCUGUCAUUCAGCAGGCAGGUGGUGAAGUACUGGUCAGGUCGCCUGUUCAACGCAUCCUCAUUAACAGUGAGGGAAAGGCCUGUGGCGUGACAGUGCUUAAAGGACAACAAGAGAUUGAAGUCCAUGCCCCCGUCAUCAUUUCGGAUGCUGGAAUCUUUAACACCUUCCAGAAAUUUCUGCCUCGGCAUAUACAGGAAAACCCAGAAAUCCAGUCACUGCUGGGAAUGCUUCGACAUGGUAUGGGCUCAUUUUUGGUCUUUGUGGGUCUGGAUGGAACCAAGGAGGAGUUGAACAUCAAUUCUAAAAACAUCUGGAUGUAUAAAGGCAAUGACUUGGACUCCAUUAUGGAGGAAUACUGUUCUUUGAAGAGAGAGCAGGUUCUAGGAAACAUCCCCAUGAUGUUCAUCACCUUCCCAUCUGCUAAAGACCCAUCAUCCACCAUCAGACAACCAGGUAAGUCCUGUAUGACAUUGCUUACCAUGGCGCGCUAUGAGUGGUUCGAGGACUGGGAGAAGACCAAGGUUGGCAAGAGAGGCCAAGAAUACCAGGAUAUGAAGGAGAGCAUGGCCAAAGAGCUGCUGGAAUGGGCUCUAACCAUCUUCCCCCAGCUCCGAGAUAAGGUGGUGAUGGUAGAAGCCGCCACCCCUUUGACUAAUGUCCACUACCUGGGCGCUCCAAGAGGGGAGAUGUAUGGUGCUGAGCACAACUUGGAGCGCUUCAGUCCAGAGAUUGCUGCUAAGACACGACCACAGACACCAGUCAGUGGCCUCUACCUAACAGGUCAGGACGUUUUCUGCAAUGGCUUGGCUGGGGCUCUGCACGGCGGACUGCUCUGUGCCUCGGCUGUGCUCAACCAAAUUCUCUACAUCGAUCUUUUUGCUCUGAAAACACGCCUUAAGCGCCAAAACACCAAGACAAAGAAGUCUUGGUUGGAAUUUCACAAGCAUAAAUAAAAAGAGAGUCACUGAAGGCCGGGGAUGUGGUCCAAAUACGAUCAGCUCAACCUUUAAAAGGCUGCCAUGUUCCUUUCAGCUACCUCUGACCUCCUCUAGUGGUCUUCAGAUCAACCUCUGAAUGUCCUCGGCAUCAGAAACCAGUUCAUCAAUAAACUCUGUUUAAACCAUCGACAUGCACACAUA
This is a messenger RNA of Cyprinodon tularosa, 2131 nucleotides long. RefSeq names its product all-trans-retinol 13,14-reductase-like. The transcript is spliced from 13 exons. Bases 80 to 1945 code for a protein of 621 amino acids. The record is from RefSeq and is a predicted model, not a curated record. NCBI's taxonomy places the organism in Eukaryota, Metazoa, Chordata, Actinopteri, Cyprinodontiformes, Cyprinodontidae. Gene Ontology annotation, molecular function: oxidoreductase activity.